Molecule: messenger RNA, 2565 nt
Organism: Colletotrichum chrysophilum
Lineage: Eukaryota; Fungi; Ascomycota; Sordariomycetes; Glomerellales; Glomerellaceae
Exons: 2
Coding region: 1-2565 (854 amino acids)
Biological process (GO): deadenylation-dependent decapping of nuclear-transcribed mRNA; P-body assembly
Cellular component (GO): P-body
Molecular function (GO): RNA binding
Source: RefSeq, a predicted model, not a curated record
AUGUCCUUCUUCGGUUUCGACCCGACCCGUGGCGGCGGCCACAACACCUCCGCGCCGGGUUUCUCGCAAGCUCAUGACCCGUUCGCCGGCCUCUCUCGCGGCAACCAAGAGGAGGACGACGCCGUCGACUUCGAUGACACGUACGAUGGUCUCGGAGACCAGCUCGAGGAAAGUGGCGACGCUUUCAACGACGACACCUUUGGCGACGGCGGCGGUGGUGGCGGCGGAGACGAGAUUAUCUCUGCUCCUGUCGGAAAGGAUUUCGAUUUCUUCGGUCAGACGGCCAAGGUCUCGAAUGCCAUCGAGGAGGAGCAGGUUCGCUACAGCCGCCAGGUCCCCGCCUCGAAACCCGCGCCUGCCCAGGCGCCCGUCCAACAUCACCAUGUUCCUCAAGCUCAGGCCAUGCCGAACUACUACUAUCCUCCUCAGCCGGCCCCUCAGCCUGUUCGCACUGGCUACGAGAAGUACAAGGAGGCGGAGCCCAUCCCCGACCUUCACGUCGACGCGUCUAUCUGGGGCGUGCCUUCCAAGAAACCCGCCGCCGCGCCUUCUCCCCAGCCCCAGGCCGCACCUGCCUCCAGUAGCCGCAAGAUCAUGAGUCUCGAGGAGGUCGAGAAGGCUAUGCGCGAGCAAGCCACCAAGCGACCAGCCCAGGAACCUGCCCCUGCUACACAAGGAUACCCCCAGGAUUACGGCUACGCCCACCCGCAGGCUAUUCAGCAGCAGCAGAGUUUCCACGGCUCCGACCAGCAGCAACAGCAGCGCGGCAGCCAGGUGCCUCAACACGCUGGUCAGGGCCAUCCGGUUACCAUUCUUCAGCGUCCUCAGUCUCUUACUUCCAAGCCGACCCCGCCCAUUCAAAACACCCCCAGCCCGCUUGCUCAGCCUCCUCAUUCCCAGGCUCCCUCUGUCCAGCCGACUCAGAUUCUCCAAAACCCUAACCGACUGUCCGGUGAUGCUGCUCGCAUUGGUGCCCACGGCCCUCAGCCUCAUGGCCAUCAACAGGCUCACGGUCAGAAUGCACACCGAUCACAGGGUUCGUCAGGUCGUGUACCUCAGGUCUCCCAACAGCAGCACCUGAACCACCUCUCCGAAGAUGAGAAGGCGGCGUACCUAGAUCAGGAGACCAAGCGUGCGAAGCGCAACCACAAGAUCUGGCUUCUUUCUAAGGACAACGGUCUCAUGACUCCUCAGGACAAGAACUUUGUCACCCGUAUCCAGCUGCAGCAGCUUGUCUCGGCCACCGGCAACCCGAUUGACCACAACAACGAAGCCUCAAUCGCAGAGGACUUUUACUACCAGGUUCUUAGCCAGAUUCGCGGUGGCCAACGCCAGAACCCUAACCAGCCCCUGAACAACUUUGCUCAGACCUACCUCUUCCAGACUGGAAGUCGUCAGGGCAACAUGAGAAGACAAGGAAGAACUGCCGAGAACCACGUGCAACGCAUGGAGCAGCAAGUCCAGCGUGCCGUUGAAGCCGCCAAGAACAAGCCCAAGAAUCCCCAGCUUGUCAUUGCUGGCAGUCUCGGAAAGAUCUCCUUCAGCAACGCCAAGACACCUAAGCCACUGCUCAACAUCAAGCGCACCGAUAGCAGUGGUGACGCCCAGCGUCCUGGAAACGGCAAGCGUCACUACACGGAGUCCAACACUGUGGACCGCAAGGCCAUCUUGAAGAACAUUGAGAGCGUUUACACCACAGUCAUGAAGAUGGAGGACCACGCCCGCCACAUUCCUCCCCCGCCCACCAAUGGCAACGACGAGGAAUUUCACGCGAAGCAUCAGGAGUGGCUCGAGGUGGCUCAGACUCUCAACGGCCAGCUGUGGGCAGACCUCAAGGUUCACGAGCCUAUUGGUGCUACCACCAUUCACCCCUUCAUCGCCUUCCUGUCGUUCCCCAAGGGUAAGAAGGCCAUUCCUCGUGUCUUCCGACACAUCAGCUUCGAGCAGCGCACCACUAUUCUCACGAUGGUUAUCCUCCACUUGGAUCAGCUGGAUGUUGUUCGCGGUGCCCAGAUGACGGAUGGUGAAGUCAACCUUAACGCUGCCAUGCGUGAGAGCAUCGAACUCUUCUCCGCGGCUGUCAUGCCCAGCCUCUUUGCCUACUUCAACGAGACCGAGCUCGAUAUCGUCACAGGUGUCCUCGGACUGAUUACCAAGCUGAACAUCGACCUCAUUGCCAGAACCCGCGUGGGCUGCUCAAUGUUGACUCUCAUUCUGAGUCGUGCAGAGCUUCUCAAGCAAGGCGGUGGCGGCACCCCUCAGCUUUGGGCCGAAUGGGAGCAAACCUUCAACCUCUUCUUCAACAUCCUGGAGCCGACCCUGCAUCAUAUCUUCCCUGGCAGCGUCAACACCGGAGAGGAUGUUGUCGUCUGGCAGCUUCUUGCUGCCGUGGGUGUCAGUGCAAACCCUGAGCAGCAGCAGCGCCUGGUUCUUGCUGUCAAGGAUCGUGUUCUCGACACUGUUGCCCACGCGAAGACCCUUCCGGGCGCCAUGGCAACGACCCGGUUGGCUACGGUCAACCUGUUUAUGCACUCCAUUGGUUUGGAUGUUGAAUUGCUUCAAUAA